CUCCAGCGGCCGGCCAGUGAGGCAGUACGGAGCCGUGUCGGCUGCUGCCAUCCACCGGAAAUGCGGCCCGACCGCUGACCGCUGACCGCGGGCCGCUGAUCGCUGACCGCUGACCGCUGACCGCGGGCCCAGAGAGUGGCGAGCCUCGGCAGGAUGCCGGAACAGAGUAACGAUUACCGGGUGGUGGUGUUCGGCGCGGGAGGCGUCGGAAAGUCUUCGCUGGUGCUACGCUUUGUGAAAGGCACCUUCCGCGACAGCUACAUACCGACCAUUGAGGACACCUAUAGACAGGUGAUCAGCUGCAACAAGAACAUCUGCACGCUGCAGAUCACUGACACGACCGGCAGCCACCAGUUCCCGGCCAUGCAGCGGCUCUCCAUCUCCAAGGGACACGCCUUCGUGCUGGUCUUCUCCGUCACAUCGCGGCAGAGCCUGGAGGAGCUGAGGCCAAUAUUCGAGGUCAUCCGGGAGGUCAAAAGCGGCUCAGAGGAGGACAUUCCGGUCAUGCUUGUUGGAAACAAGUGCGAUGAAAACGAAAACCGCGAGGUGUCCCACACGGAGGGCGAGGAGCAGGCGAAGAAAUGGCGGUGUAACUUUCUGGAGACUUCAGCCAAAAAUAACACGAACGUCAAGGAGCUGUUUCAGGAGCUGCUGAACAUGGACAAAACCCGUACCAUGACUCUGCAAAUGGACGGCAAGAAGAAGUCGCAGAAGGGCACACGCAAAAUCAAGGAAAAGUGUGAACUGAUGUAGGAAAACACAGGUGUCGUAGAGGGCGCGUGGUCUUUAUACCGGCGGUCUGAGGCCGAGGGACGGCCGGGGCGCGCCGUGGGAGGCCCCGCAGUGUGCCCCGAGAGGCCCCGCAGUGUGCCGCGAGCUGGAGCGGACCGGUUGGAGGACCGGUGGGCCGCUCGUGUCGCCGGUACAAAUUCCGAGGGCGGCAGCGGCGGUGCGAGGAUCGCGCGGCGAGCAGAGGAGCAGAGGACAGCUGCGCGGCCGGGCCUGGCGUACGGCUGUCUCUGGGCCGCACAUCUGCGUGGCCCGCCUGCCACCAGCCGCACGGACCCGACCGGCGGCGCUCGCCCAGUCCCGGCGGCCCUCGCCCAGUCCCGGCGGCGCUCGCCCAGUCCCGGCGGCCGGCGUCCAGUCCCGGCGGCCGGCGCCCAGUCCCGGCGGCGCUCGCCCAGUCCCGGCGUCCCUCGCCCAGUCCGGCGGCCGGCGCCCAGUCCGGCGGCCGGCGCCCAGUCCGGCGGCCGGCGCCCAGUCCCGGCGGCCCUCGCCCAGUCCCGGCGGCCGGCGCUCUCGGCACGCGAGUUCUGGCGGCUAUGACCGGUGUCUGACCUGCGUAUGCCUAAAGUUGAGGGUAGCCGAGCCGGCCUGACCUGUGCGCCCGGCUAGUGCCUCUCGAAGCCGAGUGCACGGCUCAGGUGGCAGGCCCACCACCCUGCCAUUGCACACACACGAAGGCAACGAUCAUCAACGAUACAGCCGGGGCGCAGCGAGCGCGCUCCGGUGCGUGUAUCGCUGCGCCGGGCGGACUGCGAGGGAGGGAGGUGCGGCAGGCCGAGGGCCGCGCAGAGGUGGGAGUGUGUGCCACUGUUCACUCGAAUUGUACCGAGGUGAGUAAGCGGUGACCCUUUCUGUCACCUGAGUUUGGUACCUACUCACAGCGAAUCAGUGCUUAUGUGAGACUGUGAGAUGUUCUCACAAUCGCAAGCGAGUUUACUUCUCACCGAGAGGUUGUUUCCGUGAAACUGCGAGAUGCUCCGUAGUUUCGCAAGCCUUUUACUUAGGUCGUAUUUGUCCGAGUUUCUAUCAGUGGUCGCGUAGAAUUCCAUUGUUAUCAGGUACCGCAAUGUGCGGCACUGGCAGGAACAGUGUCAUUGACUCCAUGUGCCUGAUAUGAUAUUUUUAUUUAUAUGAAAAUUUUGCUAACUCAAUCGUGCACUUACAAACAACGAUUCAAAGUAGCAUAUCCUCUCAAGUAAUGGAAGGCCUAGUAAAAUGAAAGAAGCAUAAACACUUAUGUUUUUUUGCAGCUCCUUCAAAUUAUGUCGCAAGUUAUCAUGAGCCGCACAAAUUACUCAAGUUCAGCUGCACAUGACUGUUGUUCAAGCCUCGCCAUGCCUCCCUUAUCAUUCACAGCGAUUUCUGCUUAACCUGGCCGGGCCCGGGAGGGGCGCGGGGUAAUCCCAACCACCGCAGACGGGGGGGGGGGGGUCGUGGGCGUAGGAACCUCACGAAAAGUGGGGGGGGGCAGCGAAACUUCAUUGUCACUUUUUGGGAGCCUCAAUACCCCUAUGAAAAUUUGUUUUGCAGUUUUGUGCUCAUCUCACCUUGCUGAGCCAUUUCCUGCUCUUAAUGUUGCAUUUAAAUCAAAAAUAAAUAUUUUACUUUGAAAAAUGGCUGAAAAGUGGGGGGGGGGGCAUGGGGUGCGUUUUUCGCCCCAUCCCCUGUCUUACGCCGUACCUAAGGGAGCUACGGAAACAAAAGUGGUACCAAACGAAAGGUCUCUACAAGACGAUUCUAAAUCAUCUAACUUUUUUUAUCUCAGGUCAAUUUUCAAAGUCACAGGUCACGAUCAAAGGCAAAACCCGUUACAAGUGUAGUAAUCUCAGAGUAAGUGUUCAAGAGAAGGGCAGGAUGCACACCACCAGCUAAAAUGGGAGUGAAACGAAAGAUGGAAAUCUGUUGAUUCCGAAAAUGUGCUCUAAAUGAAAGGUCAAGGUCAUGCUCAAAAUUGACCUCAAACUUUUCACUUUUUCGAACAUCUUGCGUACUAAAUUCCAAGAUGUUUUGAAAUGUUUUGAGGCUUAUUAGGUCCCAAUGUGUAGUUCAUCUUUCGGUACAAGGCUGUUCCAAUGUCUAGGUCAUGGGAGAGCGUCCUUGCUAGAGGCUAUUUCACUGAUUCAAGUUAGUAAUAAUAAGUAAAAUAAUUUUGCCAUCCGGAGACUCUAAAUGAACGCUGAGAGAAAAAUGGAUGCCAGAUUCGUGAUCAGCGGCUAGCUGUCUGGCGAAUGCAGCUAAUUUGACCAACUCUGCAGCAAAUGUCUUAAAAUUAUCUUCAUGUCAUGAAUUUAUUUCAGUGUUUAAAUCGAAAAAAUGUCUGAUGAUUUGAAAAAAUGAGGUGUAUAGGCAUCUGAUUAGCCGAAACUGAUAGCUUUUAAGAAACACACUGAACCGAACCUUAUUUGACGGAAUCUGCACCUUAUCUGCACCAAAUGCGUACCAGAUGGCCGUCGUGAGUUAGUUUAUGUAAUAGUAAGCUUAUGAUUUUUGAGCGUUUCAAUUUGAUUUGUUGGCAAGUGUGGUUGCGGUGAGAUUUCAAGCUUUUUCUGAGGCUGGGGCACUCCAUAGUGACCUGACCUGAGAUGACCUCAGCUUGAACUUUAAGUACAAGCUGAAAAAAUGAUGUAUCAAUAGGAACAUGACCCGAUUUCAGCCGUCUGUCUAUGAUAGCUUCUGAGUUAUUUGUAAAAAAAAACGAAGGGGGGGGGGGCGUAAGCCCCCUGGCACUGCGAGGGUUGAGUUGUGUGCCACUAUUUCAAAAUUAGUUCGUCCACCAUGUCCGAUGGUUCAUGCUUCGAAUCCAUCACAGUGUGCUAUUCACUUUAUUCCGUGUCAAACCAAUAGCUGGCUGUUUCCUGUUGAAUGCUCUGUCGAUGUUUGAUGCAUACCGUCGAUAUAGUUAUGUAUGACAGUCGUCACUUUUGCACACGUGCAUACGAGUUUGUUGUAUACUGGCGUGCCGCGCACCGUGCGUGGGCUGCGGCCCGCUGUGCCCCCGGGCCCGCCGGUCUCGGCCGCCCCCGCCCCCCCCCCCCGCCCCGCCCCCGGCGCCCCUGUGAUGCCCCCUCCCCUCACUGGCCGCUCCUCUUCUCCUGGUUCUGAGCUGUGAUGCGCGUCCGCUAUACCGGCGGCGGUCGCCCCAUUUCGUCUGCCGGCGCGGUGGUGGCCGCUGGCAGUCCAUACGUAGUCACAUAUCACUGAGAGUAGCUGGCCCCUUGUCGUGGCGUGGCACCGCAGCACCGCCGCUGCCCGUGAGCCGCGUGCUUGGUAGGCCGUUACCCCGGAGAGCCGCGCUGUUACCCCGGAGAGCCGCGCCGUUACCCCGGAGAGCCGCGCCGUUACCCCGGAGAGCCGCGCCGUUACCCCGGAGGGCCGCGCCGUUACCCCGGAGGCCGCGCCGUUACCCCAGAGAGCCGCGCCGUUACCCUGGGCAGCCGCACAGCUGGUAGCCUGUUAGCCAGAGAGCUGCUGUGUACUCGUAGGUUCAACUACCUACGCUACGGAUCUGGGGUCGCAUUGGUGAAUCACUCUGCAAUAAACCAAUAACAAGA
Amphibalanus amphitrite is the source of this 4340-nucleotide messenger RNA. Its product is annotated as GTP-binding protein Di-Ras2-like. The transcript is spliced from 5 exons. Gene Ontology annotation, cellular component: plasma membrane. The record is from RefSeq and is a predicted model, not a curated record. NCBI's taxonomy places the organism in Eukaryota, Metazoa, Arthropoda, Thecostraca, Balanomorpha, Balanidae. Gene Ontology annotation, biological process: signal transduction. Gene Ontology annotation, molecular function: GDP binding; GTP binding; GTPase activity. Bases 154 to 753 code for a protein of 199 amino acids.